AGUUUCAAAAUUUUAGUUUUUUUUAAAGGAAUGGCCGAUAGUGUUUUUUCGCGGAGAUGUAAGAUCUAAAACUCAAAUUAAUUGAAAGUUGUGAAGUGAAAAUAGUUCCAAAAUAAUUUCGUGUGAUUAUUCUGAUGGAUAUUAGUGUAUUCAAUUCGUGAAAAAUACGACAAAAUAUUAGAGUUCACCACACACAGGGGUGCCCUGGUAAACAGUUGUUGAUACUCCGCAUAGUUGCUCGUUAGAACGAAAUUCCACACAAUGAAUUCAGUUCAGCACUAAUAACAUGACCGAAUUGACGAAAGUGUAGCACUGCAACUGAUAUUUAAGUUAAUGAUUGAAAAAGCGCCUGGCAAUGAUUAAAAUGAAAGACAGAAUGUCCGAAAGGCUGUACGACAUAGUUAAAUGUGGAUCUAUGACAAAAAGAUCACAGAAUAAGAAACGUUUCACGCCGGUCAAUUACAAACUACGAUGGUUCGAAUUGACGAAACAUUUCUUGUCUUAUUUUGAUAUUGAAAAUGUGGAGAAACGAAGAGAACGUGGCCGAAUAUCUAUCAAAGGUGUCCGAUUAGUUGAACCAGCUGUUCUUAAUAGUGAUGGUGGCGAUAGUUCAGCACCAGAUGGAUUUUCGUUUCAAAUAGGAUAUUGUGAAUCAGAUGAUCAGUUAACUGGAAGGUCAUUGCCACAAUAUACUUUGUAUCUAGUAGCAGCUAAUGAAAAGGAACGAUCUGAAUGGAUAGCUGCUAUAAGAGCUGUUUGUGAGGAGAAGAACACACCAAAAUUCUAUCGGUAUCAUCCAGGACUUUGGCUGGGAAAAAAAUGGUCUUGUUGCAAAAGUGGAAAGAGGAUAGCAUUUGGUUGUCAGGCAGCUACUCAUUGGUCUGAAACGAAUAAUAAUCCAAGUACCGGAAGUUCCCCCGCCCAAAAUUCAACACGAAGCACCAGUCCGAAUUCGAAUACAAAUUCCACAGUAUUAAAUAGCUCUGGGAGUUUAGGGAAUACAACGCCUACAUCAUCGACAGCACAACAGCAGUCUUUGGUAUCGACGUUCAAAUCGUCGAUUACAAACGGAAGUACUGGCAUCACAAAUACUGAUACAACAAUGCCGGGCGGCACAGCAACGCCGGGUACUCCUACUACUAAGUCAAAAGAUGUUAAAAUAGUCGUUGCUUUAUAUCCGUUUAAGGCUAUUGAAGGUGGCGAUUUGUCAUUAGAAAAGAAUGCUGAGUAUGAAGUCAUUGAUGAUUCACAGGAGCAUUGGUGGAAAGUCAAAGAUCAGCAUGGAACAAUUGGUUACAUUCCUAGUAACUAUGUGAAAGCAAAAGAAUUUCUGGGAUUAGAUAGAUAUGAAUGGUAUGUUGGUGAUAUGUCACGACAACGUGCCGAGUCACUUCUAAAACAAGGCGACAAAGAAGGAUGUUUCGUCGUUAGGAAAUCUUCUACUAAAGGUCUUUACACGCUAUCGCUUCAUACCAAAGUACCACAAUCCCACGUCAAACAUUACCACAUAAAACAAAACCAUCGAUCCGAAUAUUAUUUAUCCGAAAAACAUUGCUGUGAAACAAUACCCGAUUUAAUCAAUUAUCAUCGUCAUAAUUCCGGCGGUCUGGCCUGCCGAUUGAAAUCGUCACCGUGCGAUCGGCCCGUACCACCAACGGCCGGUCUAUCGCACGAUAAAUGGGAAAUACAUCCGUCUGAGCUGAUGCUUCUCGAGGAAUUGGGUUCGGGCCAAUUUGGCGUUGUUCGUCGCGGUAAAUGGCGUGGAUCGAUCGACACGGCGGUGAAAAUGAUGAAAGGCGGAACAAUGUCUGAGGACGAUUUCAUCGAAGAAGCGAAAGUCAUGACGAAAUUGCAGCAUCAGAAUUUGGUUCAGUUGUAUGGAGUCUGUUCAAAGCAUCGUCCAAUUUAUAUAGUUACUGAAUACAUGAAACAUGGAUCUCUUUUAAAUUAUUUGCGAAGGCACGAAACGUCCUUAAUUGGAAACAUGGGAUUGUUACUUGAUAUGUGCAUACAGGUAUGCAAAGGAAUGUCAUAUCUCGAACGACACAACUACAUUCAUCGAGAUCUAGCGGCGCGUAAUUGUCUGGUUGGAUCGGAAAAUGUGGUCAAAGUAGCCGAUUUCGGUUUAGCUAGGUAUGUACUUGACGAUCAGUACACUUCGUCUGGCGGCACCAAAUUUCCUAUUAAAUGGGCACCACCCGAAGUACUGAAUUACACGCGAUUCUCAUCGAAAAGUGACGUAUGGGCAUACGGUGUUCUAAUGUGGGAGGUGUUCACUUGUGGUAAAAUGCCUUAUGGUCGCCUAAAGAACACUGAAGUUGUGGAACGAGUUCAGCGAGGCAUUAUUUUAGAACGGCCUAAAGCUUGUGCCAAGGAAAUUUACGAUGUGAUGAAGGAGUGUUGGGCGCAUGGACCCGAAGAUCGGCCGGGUUUUCGAAUAUUGAAGGAUCAACUAGCGCUGGUUGCCCAAGGAUUAACUGACUAAAUAUUCCGUUUCUUACAUUCCAACAAAUUUCCAAACUUAAAUUUAGAAUUUUUUUUAUCAAAAAAUCACACAGCAUAUACGACACACACAUACACAUCCACACAUCUCCUUAUCAUCAAUGUAAUACGAUUGAAAAGAAUUGAAAUAAUUUUUAAUGAAAUUUACUAAUUGAAAAGAAUUGACUUAUAGGUAUCGUGAGCUUGUUGUUUUUGUUUGUAAAAAGCAUUAGAAUUUCGCUUACAUUUCGUUUUCUUUCCAUAUACGUUGCAAGACGUAGUGGACGCUAAGAAGCGCAUUUAUGAUUUGAAUAAUCGAGUUUUUUGUAGAUGUUUUACCCAAAAGCGCCGCUCAUAAAGUUGUCAUUAGUAGACGAAUGCGAAUAAUAAAGUUUAUUCAGAGUUCAACAUUUAACCUCAGACAAUACAUGGGGCAGUGGUAACUGUUGCAAAAAUCUGGUUUUAUCCGAACUCCGAUGCUUUCCGAGGAGGAAAAUCGAGUUCUUCUUCAAUAAUCAAUUCAGAAAGGGAAACGAUUAAGGACAGACAGCAAUAAAUCAACGGAAAAUUCAGGAAGAGCAAGCAUUACUUGUUUGGAUUUUUCUUUUUAUUUUGUUUCAACAGAUACAGAACGAAGAUUUGACCGUGAUGAUUACCCCACACAUAUCUAGUCACAUGUGAGGUCACAUGUUCCAAAUGACGAAUGAACUGUAAAAGUAAAGUUUCUACAGGAAGCCAGGCCCAUCAUGACACGUUAAAAAUUGCAAUCUGACUUGUCUGCCCGACAGACCGCUAAAUUGAAAAUUCGACCUUGAAAUUCCAUACUGGAUUUGGCGCCAUUAUUUUGACUAAAACUCAGAAUAGGUCUACUGCUGUCAAAAGACUACAUGACCUGAAGAAACCUGACCUAAGCCUGAAUUUGUGAAACAUGUUAGGUCAGACUUCAGGUGUACCUAGAAAUGUUCAUAAAUACAACCUGGACAACCUGACCAGACAGGUGCAGCCUGACAGCCUGAAACAGUUCAGAUCGGUUUUCAGGUAAAUUCAGGUUGACCUAAAAUGUUCCGAGCAGGAUUUUGACUCUGUACGAUGACGGCUGUAAUGUAUACGCUAGACGUACCCUUGUAGGAUAACGUAAUGUCGCUCAAGCCCCUCAAUAUGAUUUCCAAUUUUUAUUUCACAACAGUAACACUGCUCCAAUCUAACAAAGAAUGUGUACGUACUAACAUUAUGACCGACAAACAAAAAUCUAAAAGGAACUAAUGGAAGAAGUUAAAUAGAGUUAUUGCUUAGCAGUAUAGUGUCGUUUUCAGUCUUUUUCAGUUUUAUGGAAAAGUGCCUGAAUGAAAUUUUGCGAUUUUUUUUUUCGAUUUCCAUCCAUUGAAGAAUGGGAAAUUUGAGAGUUCAAAACAAUUUCCCACACAAAAGAAUAACAAAUCUCUUUGAAGAAAAUUUUAAUUGAGAAUUGAGUCAGUGAUGUUUUUAUCAAUUAAAAAGAAGAAGAAGAAUUUAAGUUCUCGUUUUAAGUAAAGCUACUGAUUAGUGUUUUUCGUUUGAUUUUAUUUUUUGUUUUUCGUUUUUUCGGGAGGGAAUUUUUUUAUUUGAAAUAUGAAAAUUAAUAAUCUCAUUCGUUUUGUAUUAAACAAAUAAUAGAAAUAUAAGGAAAAUGGCCAAUUUUUCUAGACUAAAAAAGACAAUUUGAAUUAUCUCUAUACAUACAAAUACAAUCCGUAAUUAAACUAAACAACAAAAUAACAAAUUUAAAAAAUAAAAAAUUAUUAAAACAACAAAACAUUACACCUAGAGCCUGUGUGCACAUGUGUCCGUCAUUAGGUCUCAUUUUCAUACCUAUGCCCUAUUAUUAUCACUAGCUGACACGUAAGUCAUUUGUUCCACAUUUCUUGGUUUUGAGAAUUUAAAGGUGCGAAACUGUGGCCCCAUGUGGGACUGAUAUUCACACAGGUUCUCGGUCAAACACAUGAAACGCAUCCAAUAACAUCCGAAUCAAUUUACUAGGAAAUCAUACACACUGCUAAAAUACAAAAGCCAUUAUGUAUACAUUAAACAAUUUAUGAAAAGACAUUUUAUAGAAUUAUUAUUAUACACAAAAUAGAAACAUAAAAGAAGAAGUAAAAAAGACAAACAUGAAAAUAGAGCACUCGAAAUAUCUCAUCAUACUACAGGAUAUGAUUUUUGAAAAAUUUUCCGAUUGAUACAAACGGUUUUUCUAUGUAAAUAAUGAAUCUGAAUAAGCAAGAUGAAAUAAAUAAUAAAAUAAAAUAAAAUACGAAGGAAAGAGAAACAUGAAAAUGAACAACAACAUUUGAUUACCGUCUUAUACAUUUAUAAUAAUACAAAAAAUAUACAAAAAAAUAUACAUGAAAUAAAUGUGUAUAUGAAAAGUAAUA
This is a messenger RNA of Bradysia coprophila, 4889 nucleotides long. RefSeq names its product tyrosine-protein kinase Btk29A (gene Btk). The record is from RefSeq and is a predicted model, not a curated record. Gene Ontology annotation, molecular function: protein binding; protein tyrosine kinase activity; ATP binding. Lineage: Eukaryota; Metazoa; Arthropoda; Insecta; Diptera; Sciaridae. Gene Ontology annotation, biological process: intracellular signal transduction; protein phosphorylation.